UCGUGAAAAUAAACCAACACUUUAUCAAAGAUACAUUUCCACAAUCAUAAGCACAAUUCUUGAAACUUUACCGUUAUGGAUGGUUAGAAGUCUGGUUUAUUCAUUCGGAUUUAUCAAUAAUCAUAUCCUCAAUGGGUUAUGGCUGGGAGGUUCUAAACGUAGUUAUUGGUGUCGUAAAUUAAAGAUUAAAGAUGCUAAUUGGAGAGGUUAUUUUAUUGCUGAAAAUGCUGAAAAAUUGGAUGUUGGUCAAGAUGCUGAUGUGGUGAUUUUAUACGCACAUGGUGGCGGAUUUGUUACGGGAGGAGCAUUACUUCAUUUUACAACAUUUAUCGAUUGGAUUCAAACAUGGAAAUCAACUUAUGGAACUACAACCCAGAUAUUAUCGGUUGAAUACGGGCUGGCACCUAAAAAUCCAUUCCCUGGAGCAAGAGAUAACAUGUUGGAAUGUUAUGAAUGGUUGGUGAAUGAACAAGGAAUCAAUCCUUCAAAAAUAGUUUUUGGCGGAAAUUUAGCAGUGAUUUCAGUGCUUGAACUUAUUCAAAAUCCUUAUGCGUACUCAGUAGAUCUACCUUCUUCACUUAUUUUAUUAUCACCUUGUCUUUCGGGAUUACCAACUUCUAAAUCGUUUAGCAAAAAUAAAAGUUACGAUAUAAUUAAUACGCAAUGGUUGGAGAGAUCUUUUAAUAAAUAUAUGAUUGAUACAAACCUAUCAUCACAAUGUUCUUUGAUUUCACCAAUCUAUGAAAAGAAAUUAGGUGGUCUACCCAAAAUUUGGGCUUGUGCUGGUGAAUUUGAAGUUUUUUUGGAUGAU
Messenger RNA from Entrophospora candida, 811 nucleotides. NCBI's taxonomy places the organism in Eukaryota, Fungi, Glomeromycota, Glomeromycetes, Entrophosporales, Entrophosporaceae. The record is from the annotation of a GenBank genome assembly.